GGUUCUUUCCACCACAGUGAGUGGCGAUCGAGAAAAAAAGGGUACAAAUUAGAGUUUGCAAAAAGGAAAGCUUUUUGCCUUUCUCGGUGGUGCCCGGCUUUGUCUUGUUUACCUGCGUUUGAUAGCGAGGGCAGCAAGAGAGAAUAGACGGACGGGAGGGACGCGACAGGAUUCCUGGUACUGGGUAGUUGUUCGUUCAAAGAAGGAAGGUAAAGGCGGAUUUGGGGUUUGCUUCUCUCCCUCCCUCUCUUUCUCUCUUUUCCAUCUCUCUCUCUCUCUCUCUAUCCGGCUCCGUGAGAUCGGAGACGAGAGAGAUGGGCGACGAGACUCGGAGCAAGUUCAAGCGGAUUUGUGUCUUCUGCGGAAGCAACUCCGGCAACCGGACUGUCUUCAGCGAUGCAGCUUUCGAUCUGGGCCGCGAAAUGGUGAAUAGAAGAAUCAGUUUAAUUUACGGUGGUGGGAGUGUGGGAUUAAUGGGUAUGAUAUCGCAGGCAGUUUAUGAUGGAGGAUGCCAUGUUCUUGGGGUAAUUCCUAAAGCUCUUGUUCCCAUUGAGAUUUCUGGAGAAACUGUGGGUGAAGUAAAGGUCGUUUCUGAUAUGCAUGAGAGGAAAGCUGUAAUGGCUGGACAAGCUGAUGCAUUCAUAGCACUUCCUGGAGGAUUUGGAACGAUGGAAGAGGUCAUGGAGAUGAUAACAUGGUCACAACUUGGAAUACAUGAUAAACCAAUUGGUUUAUUAAAUGUUGAUGGAUACUAUAAUUCCUUACUUGAACUAUUCGACAAAGGUGUGUAUGAAGGUUUUAUUAAGCCGGCCUGCAGGAACAUUGUUAUUUCUGCUACAAAUGCAACUGAGUUGCUUGCAAAAAUGGAGCUGUACGCUCCUUUGCACAAACAAGUCGCUCCGAGACAGAGCUGGGAUAUUGCUGAGGUUGUGUAGAAGUUCUAGUUUCACAUGAUUUUUUGUCCUCUCAUCUGCAAUAGUUGGUCACCUAAGAACAUGCUUUUUCGAUCAAAUUAACAUUAAGGAAAGAUGAAAAGAAAACAUUUUUGUCCGCUCCAUAAGGAUCUUAUGGAAGAUACAAUAAAUUGUGGUGGUUUUAGAACAAUAGGACUUUGUAAUAAUUCAUCAGUGCACUUUGCAGCGUCUCUCUCCCUUAUUCAUCCA
This is a messenger RNA of Zingiber officinale, 1163 nucleotides long. Its product is annotated as cytokinin riboside 5'-monophosphate phosphoribohydrolase LOG8-like. Bases 315 to 935 code for a protein of 206 amino acids. Gene Ontology annotation, cellular component: cytosol; nucleus. The record is from RefSeq and is a predicted model, not a curated record. The transcript is spliced from 7 exons. Gene Ontology annotation, biological process: cytokinin biosynthetic process. Lineage: Eukaryota; Viridiplantae; Streptophyta; Magnoliopsida; Zingiberales; Zingiberaceae. Gene Ontology annotation, molecular function: hydrolase activity, hydrolyzing N-glycosyl compounds.